AUGGCUGCGGGAGGAGGAUGCGGGGAAACGGUAGAGCAGUGCCGGGUUGAGGUGGACCGCUUAACGCGGGAGCUAGCCGAGGCCAACCGGGAGAAGAUCCGGGCGGCGGAGUGCGGGUUGGUGGUCCUGGAGGAGAACCAGACCCUGAAGCAGCAGUAUGCAGAUCUGGAGGCCGAGCAGGAGGCGCUCAGGCUGGAGCUGGAGCAGCUGCAAGAGGCGUUCAGCCAGGCCUACUCCACCCAGCGUAAGGUGGCAGCAGAUGGGGAGACCAAUGAGGAGACCCUGCUGCAGGAGUCUGCUAACAAGGAGGCGUACUACAUGGGCCGCCUCCUGGACCUCCAGUCAGAGCUCAAGCACAAUCGGGCCACCGUAGCCAACGCCCAGGCCGACAACGAGCACCUGAGCGCCCUGCUGCAGGAGCUGCGAGAGAGUAACGAGAUGCUGGAGCUGCAGCGAAGCCGGAUGCGAGAGGAGAUCAGGGAGUACAAGUUUCGAGAAACCCGGCUGCUCCAGGACUACACCGAGCUGGAGGAGGAGAACAUCUCGCUGCAGAAACUGGUCUCAACACUCAAACAAAACCAGGUGGAGUACGAAGGUUUGAAGCAUGAGAUCAAGGUCCUGGAGGAGGAGACCGAACUCCUCAAUAGCCAGUUAGAGGACGCCCUGCGCUUGAAGGACAUAUCCCAGGCCCAGCUGGAGGAGGCCCUGGACUCUCUGAAGAAUGAACGGGAGCAGAAGAACCACCUUCGCAAGGAGCUGGCCCACCACCUCAGCCUGUGUGACGUUGCCUACACCGGCAGCGCCCACCUGGCGUUCGCCUCCGCCCCUCCCAGCGGCACGGCGACACCCACCACAUUACUCUCACCAAACGCAGAAGACCCAACAAGGUGUAAUGGUCAUAUCCAAGGAGGGACGGGAGCAGCGACACCCACAGGGUCACUGCCUAGGGCGAAUGGAGAGUGCCGGGGAUUGGGGCGUAAAUCCGAUGUUGUGCCGCCGGACCUCUUCAGCGAGAUGAACCUGACGGAGAUCCAGAAGCUCAAACAACAGCUGUUGCAGGUUGAACGGGAGAAAGUUGCUCUUAUGAACAGCUUGCAGGAGUCCCAGACUCAGCUGCAACACACACAGGGGGCCUUGACUGAGCAGCAUGAGAGGGCCCUCCGCCUCAGCCAGAAAGUCACUGCUCUUCGCCGCCUGCACCGGGGGGCCCAGCUCGCCCAGCAGGUCCACGCCGACAUGGUGCCUCCAGUCCUGAUGGAGCAGAGCACAGUGCAUGGGGAGGGUGAAGACGAGGGAGAACGUGAGGAGGAUAACAGUGGGACAGUGGGUAAAAGUCAGGUGUUUUCAUACCAAACACCAGGCCUGGAGAUCCUGCAGUGUAAGUAUCGAGUGGCCGUGACUGAAGUGGUGGAGCUCAAGGCGGAGGUGAAAGCCCUUCGGGAGAGGCUGGCUCAUUGCGGGGAGGUUAUGAUGGAAAGGAAGCCACAGGGAGAAACCCAGCUCCGAAAUCUAGAGGAGCAGGUGGCCAGGCUGGAGAAAAGCUGCCGGGAAGGACGGGAGAAGAUUUCCAGUCUGGAGUCGGAGUUGCAGGCAGCUCAGACAGCAGCCAACGAGAGCCAGGGGGCGUUGAACGCAGCUCAGGAUGAGCUGGUGACACUGAGCGAGGAGCUCGCCCAGCUCUACCACCACGUCUGUCUGUGCAACAACGAGACCCCCAACCGCGUCAUGCUGGACUACUACAGGCAAGGCAGGGGUCUCAGGGGCCUCAGCGCCGGUCUUAAAGCCAUGUCUUCGGACGACAGCCGAGUUCUCCUCACGCCGCGCCUCGCCAGACGACUGGCCGCUGUUGCCUCGGCAACCUCCAGUCCCGCAGAGUCUCGGAGCCCCUCUGAGUCUCCAUCCAAAGAUCCCCUGUCUGGGGAGGUGGGGAAAGAGGGGAAGGAUGGUGCCAAGGAGGGCCUACAGGUCACAUCUCAGCAGAGCCCAGGCCCUCGUACUCCUCCCACUGGCUCACCCAGCAUCAGUGCCUCUUCAUCGUCGUCGUCAUCAUCGUCGCCUGCUCUGGAGCCAGCUGGCGAGCUUCGCAAGGAACCCAUGAACAUCUACAACCUCAAUGCCAUCAUCAGAGACCAGGUGAAGCAUCUCCAGCGGGCAGUGGACAGGUCUCUCCAGCUGUCUAGACAGAGAGCUGCAGCCAGGGAAUUGGCUCCUCUACUGGACAAGGACAAGGAGAGCUGCAUGGAAGAGAUUCUGAAGCUGAAAUCACUGCUCAGCACCAAGAGAGAACAGAUAGCCACGCUCAGGCUGGUCCUCAAGGCUAACAAACAGACGGCAGAGGUCGCCCUGGCUAACCUGAAGAGUAAGUAUGAGACAGAGAAGUCCAUGGUGACCGACACCAUGAUGAAGCUGAGGAAUGAGCUGAAGGCCCUCAAGGAGGACGCCGCCACCUUCUCUUCCCUCCGAGCCAUGUUCGCCACAAGAUGUGACGAGUAUGUAACCCAGUUGGACGAGAUGCAAAGGCAACUGGCUGCAGCCGAGGACGAGAAGAAGACGCUCAACUCCCUCCUGCGAAUGGCCAUCCAGCAGAAACUGGCCCUCACCCAGCGCCUGGAGGAUUUGGCCUUUGAUCAGGAGCAGUCCCACCGCACCCGCGAGGGCAGGGUGACCCGUGUGAAGACCAGCACCCCCAAAAUCGUCAGUAGCCUUCUGCCACAGUGCCGUACCUCGUUCCCUCCUCAGAGCUGAUCACAGUUUGAGCCUCCGCAGCUCAUUUCACAGCCUUGUAUCGCCCCUGUUUGAUCACCGACCCCACAUCCCCUCAGCAGCAGCCUGCCAUGAGUGCCUCCUCUCUGGCUUCCUCAUUUCCUCUCUGGUGUCUCCAUCCUCAUGGACCAACAGCCUUCCCACCACUAAGCCCUGACACUGUCCACCGAGAAGACUCACACCCCUUACUGGCAUCUGCAGGGCAAAGCCAAGCCAGCACCCUGCCAUGAAAGAAAACCACCCCGCAAUGCCUCUAGAGGGAGUGCCAGGCUGACUUUUGGGUUGCAGUGUGAUGAGAGAUACUGUCACAUUAUAGCGAAGCCUCACUCACUGACUCACGGUUAUCACCUCUACCUAUCUAUCCAUGUAUUCAUCUUUUAAUUUAUGGUGUACUGCAUUA
Molecule: messenger RNA, 3163 nt
Organism: Myripristis murdjan (pinecone soldierfish)
Lineage: Eukaryota; Metazoa; Chordata; Actinopteri; Holocentriformes; Holocentridae
Product: protein bicaudal D homolog 1-like
Exons: 13
Coding region: 1-2745 (914 amino acids)
Biological process (GO): protein localization to organelle; microtubule anchoring at microtubule organizing center; positive regulation of receptor-mediated endocytosis
Cellular component (GO): Golgi apparatus; cytosol
Molecular function (GO): dynactin binding; cytoskeletal adaptor activity; dynein complex binding
Source: RefSeq, a predicted model, not a curated record